This is a messenger RNA of Mollisia scopiformis, 859 nucleotides long. RefSeq lists its product as uncharacterized. Bases 75 to 704 code for a protein of 209 amino acids. The record is from RefSeq and is a predicted model, not a curated record. Lineage: Eukaryota; Fungi; Ascomycota; Leotiomycetes; Helotiales; Mollisiaceae. The transcript has 2 exons.
CCAAUCUCAACGACCAUAUUCAAGAACUUUGGUGUCUUGCCAACAUCCAAGCCGCGAUGCUACCUGAUCGCAACAUGGCCAGCCCCGACAAGACUAGCACGGCGCAAGGCGAUCUGUGCACAAAUACUCGGGAUUCCAGCCUUGGUGCUAGCAGCCUCAAUCUUAAUAACUUAAACCACAACCGCACCGUCAACUCAGAUCGCGAAACCGAACCUCCUGCCUAUCAAGAACGCCCCCCACACUACGAAAUGUCUCACUCCGACCCCAACCCCAACAACCCCGCUGGCGACAAAGCCUCAACUCCUCGUUCAGUAGCUGUUACUGCUGGUGCUGGCGAUAACGUCUCGACACCUCAUCUAGUAGCUGCCACUGCUGUUGCUGGCGAUAACGCUUCGACUCCUCAUCUAGUAGCUGCUACUGUUGCUGCUGGCGGCAACGCCUCGACUCCUCACGGCAACGCCUUAAGUGGCCACGAAGCAGCUGCCACUUCUGCUGGCACUGCCCCGCGAUCGGCUGGCCCAUACGGCCAUACCUAUCAACCUCCUGUCAGAGGCCCUCCUCCAUCGCGCCUCCGCCACUGUUGGAUCUGCUCCAGAGAACCAACCGCCGCUCUCAUCCUGAUCGGUGGAGUUCUUACCUUCGUCUACAAGAUGUAUUACCUCUACGUAGUUGGACAUGGAGAUGGCGCGGAACAGGCAACUUAGUCUCUCACAAUAUGACGUCUUUGAUCAUGUUCUUUCAAGAUAACCUUUGGCACUUUGGAGGUUUCUGAUGGCAAGCAACUAGAGCAUUGAGAAAAGGAUUUGCAUAUUGGACUGGCGUUUAGAGCUAAGCAUGGUAUUCAGCAUGGUAUUCGGAC